AUGCAAGCAAGGCAAGUCGAAUGGAUCGAAUCGAGCGAUUCGAUGGAAUGGACACCAAUUAAUUCCAUUCGACAACCCACAUUCAAAUGGUGGGUAACUCCAGAGGCAUUAAGCAUGCAAGCAAGGCCAGUCGAAUGGAUCGAAUCGAUCGAUUCGAUCAAAUGGACACCAAUUAAUUCCAUUCGACAACCCACAGUCAAAUGGUGGGUAACUCCAUGGGCAUUAAGCAUGCAAGCAAGGCAAGUCGAAUGGAUCGAAUCGAGCGAUUCGAUGGAAUGGACACCAAUUAAUUCCAUUCGACAACCCACAUUCAAAUGGUGGGUAACUCCAGAGGCAUUAAGCAUGCAAGCAAGGCCAGUCGAAUGGAUCUAA
Messenger RNA from Paramuricea clavata, 372 nucleotides. NCBI's taxonomy places the organism in Eukaryota, Metazoa, Cnidaria, Anthozoa, Malacalcyonacea, Plexauridae. The record is from the annotation of a GenBank genome assembly.